UCAUAUACAUAACUUCAUGUUUAUUUAUUUUAAACAAAAAUAUUGAUUUUAAACUCUAUCUAUAUAUCAAACAAAAAUAUUGAUUUUAAACUCUACUAUCUAUAUAUGACUUGCCGCACAAACAAAACCCUGCAGAUAUUUCUAACACUACAGGUAAUAAUUUAAAAACUUUUUUAUUAAUAUUAGUUAGCCUUUUAUAUAGUCAAUCCAACUUUUAUAUGGCUGAUCGAAAAUGAACAGGUGCUAAUCUCUCCGAGAUGGACCAGAAUUCAGGCAAUGAAAAUAUCCGACCAAGUGGUAAAUAUCAUAUACAUAACUUCAUGUUUAUUUAUUUUAAACAAAAAUAUUGAUUUUAAACUCUAUCUAUAUAUCAAACAAAAAUAUUGAUUUUAAACUCUACUAUCUAUAUAUGACUUGCCGCACAAACAAAACCCUGCAGAUAUUUCUAACACUACAGGUAAUAAUUUAAAAACUUUUUUAUUAAUAUUAGUUAGCCUUUUAUAUAGUCAAUCCAACUUUUAUAUGGCUGAUCGAAAAUGAACAGGUGCUAAUCUCUCCGAGAUGGACCAGAAUUCAGGCAAUGAAAAUAUCCGACCAAGUGAUAUUUCUAACACUGCAAUGGACGGAAGGAAUGCACAACAACGGAAACGAAGAGCUGAGAUGACGGAUGAGCAGAGAGAAGAUAAUAAAAGGAGACACCGUGAGUACCAGCGUCAAUAUCGAGCACGGAAAAAAGUUGAGUUGAAAAAUAGUACCACCACAACUAUUCUCAGCCAAAUAGUGCCGACAUCCUCGCCCGCAGGUGUGGAUUUUGAAACUGGAUUAUCAGCAAUAGUGGAAAAUGAUGAACCCGAUGAACCCACAGAUUGGCUACAUAGAAAUGAUAAUUAUAUUCCAGAACGUACAGGCCCACGUACGGUCCUUACUGGUCCAUUGCCUACUUUUGGUCAAACAGAAGUCCUUAGUGGUCCAUUGCCUACUUCAGUUCAAUCAGAAGUGAAUAUACUAGAUCGGUGCCACAACCAUGUAGAUGUCCAAACCAAUGAAGAUGAAUUUGACCGUGAACUAUAUGAACCGACGCAUGAUGGUUGGGAUGGCGAUGGACAUGCCAUGGACGGCGACCAUGGUUUGCACAAUGAUAACUUAUAUGAUGACGAUGGACAAGGUCAUCAUUACGAGUCAUAUCGCGUGCUUCCAAAGGGUCCUGCUGAAAACAGUGUGACGGAUGAUGAUCCAUAUGAGUUUAUCUACCAGAACCUGCCACAAAGACAUAAAUUGAGACAAGUGUCUGACUGCAGUUACUGUGGUGCGAUCAGGUUUCAGUACGAGACACCCGGGUUUUGUUGUCGAAAAGGAAAAGUACAAAUACAUAUUCCAGAGGUUCCUACAGAACUGAAAAGGUUAUUCACAAGUCAAGUGCAUGAUGAUGCAAAAUAUUUUAGGAAAAAUAUACGCUAUAUCAACUCACAUUUUGCCUUCGCAAGCCUAGGGGUUACCCUUGAUCGCAGAUAUAACAGUCCACGAGGGACCGGUAUUUAUAUAUUUCGAGUUCAUGGCGGGUUGUACCAUCGUCUGGACCACCUGGUGCCAGGUGGCGACAACGCUCGACAUCUACAGCUUUACUUCUAUGAUACAGAAGAUGAGGCCUUGUCACAUAGAGCCAAGAGGUCUCCUGAUCUUGAUAUUAAUCUCAUCCGGAAUAUCCUUGCAAUUCUUCAUGAUAACCCAUAUGUUCAUACUUUCAAGAGAAAUGGUGCUUUUCCAAACUUGGAUGAUUACCGGAUUGAACUCAAUACAAACGUCACGCCUGAUCAGAGAAGGUACAAUGCCCCAACAACAUCCCAAGUUGCUGCUAUCUCUGGAUGGAAGGGAACGAUCCACAAAGGUGUUUUGAUAGGAGCGUGGUUGUAUAUGGCAAGACUGAUCAUCGUCCGCAGUAUAUCCGAGCAUACCAUGGUUGUUAUGACCCAUUAG
Sorghum bicolor (sorghum) is the source of this 1974-nucleotide messenger RNA. RefSeq lists its product as uncharacterized. The transcript has 6 exons. Lineage: Eukaryota; Viridiplantae; Streptophyta; Magnoliopsida; Poales; Poaceae. The coding region runs from base 562 to 1974 and encodes 470 amino acids. The record is from RefSeq and is a predicted model, not a curated record.